AUUUAUUAUCGUUGGGCUAGUUUCCUCCUCCCCCAGAGUGAGAUAACCAAUUUUGCUACGUGUGGUGUCUUAAACAUACAUAACUUCCUGCGAUGCAGAUUUGUUUACUGAUUACAGAAGACGAUAGCGACGAUUACUAAGGCAAUAACACUUUUCAGUCUCCACCUUUAUUGCUUUUUGGGAACAAGAAAAUCAAACAAGCAAGCACGCAAACGCUACACCAAACAAAUUGGCGGCGUGACAAUCUACUCCCUCGGCACUCCUCUAACUCCUAGCAGCCUCUAUCGAUGCACUCGGAAGCUCGGCUGACGCUGCCUGGCGCUGGAACCAGGAAGGCGGUGAGCUUAAACUGAAGCAAGUUCGGAGGACGGCCCCGGCGCCCAGAUUUGAAGGGACGUUUCUUGGUCUGUGGCGCUUGCAGGUCUACGGGAGGCGUGAGGCCGAAGGCCGGGACCCAGAAAUGGGACGCCGGUCGUCAGAUACUGAAGAAGAAAGCAGAAGCAAGAGAAAAAAGAAACACCGUCGACGGUCAUCUUCAAGUAGUUCUUCAGAUAGUAGAACAUACAGCCGAAAGAAAGGUGGAAGGAAAUCAAGGUCAAAGUCAAGAUCUUGGUCCAGAGAUCUUCAGCCUCGCUCUCAUUCGUAUGAUAGAAGACGCAGGCAUCGAUCAAGCAGUAGCUCUUCUUAUGGCUCUAGAAGAAAACGAAGUCGAAGUCGUUCAAGGGGUCGAGGGAAGUCCUAUAGAGUUCAGAGAUCUAGGUCAAAAAGCAGAACAAGAAGGUCCAGGUCAAGACCUCGUCCACGUUCCCAUAGUCGAAGCAGUGAAAGGUCCAGUCACCGAAGAACCCGUAGUCGAUCUCGGGAUAGAGAACGACGUAAAGGCAGAGACAAGGAGAAAAGAGAAAAGGAGAAAGAUAAAUGCAAGGACAAGGAAUUACACAGCAUCAAACGUGGGGAAUCUGGAAACAUCAAAGCUGGAUUAGAACAUCUGCCACCAGCUGAACAGGCCAAAGCCAGACUACAGCUCGUUCUUGAAGCUGCUGACCAAGCCACCCUGGUCGAACAAGUAAAAAGAGUAAAAGAAAUUGAAGCCAUUGAAAGUGAUUCUUUUGUUCAGCAGACAUUCAGAUCAAGUAAAGAAGUCAAAAAGUCUGUGGAGCCCGGUGAGGUGAAGCACACAGCUGUGCCGUCAGCACCAGCAGCUGCUGGUCCUCCCAGCGGGGAAAAAGAAAUAGACCCCAGCAGCAUCCCCACCGCCAUCAAGUACCAAGAUGACAAUUCUCUGGCCCAUCCAAAUUUAUUUAUUGAGAAAGCUGAUGCUGAGGAAAAGUGGUUCAAGAGAUUAAUUGCUCUCCGACAAGAAAGGUUAAUGGGCAGUCCUGUGGCCUAAGUAAUGUACAUAUGGUUGAAUUAACAUUAACAUUGGAAAUUUAGGUUUUUAAAUCCCAAUAUUAACUUUUUACUCUUAAAAAGCAGUUAGUUGAUUAUGUGAAAAGGUAAUGUUUCAUUCAUUCUCAUGUAGGCUUGAAUAUUUGUUGAUUUGAACUUAAUCAAACAUUGUGAACGUUAAAACUAGUGUAAAAUUUAACAAUGCAUGAAAAUGUCAUACUGUUAAUAAAGUUAAUCCUAAAAAUAUCAGUGGUAAAAUAAAUGGUACACAGUAUUGUUUGAGUAAAAUUGGAAAAAUAUCAAGUCGUCAUUUAAGGACAUAAUUUUAAUUAAUAAUGCAUAAGUAAGAAUCAAACUAUAUGCUCUCCAUGUGAGAUUUCAUCUUCCAUGCAUGAUGAAACCAUUUUUGAAUCUUUCAUUUCACCUUAUUGUAAAAAUUUAGGCAGAACGAAAAGCACUCUAAACAAUCUUAAGCAGAAUGAGCAUGUUAAUCUUACAGGAAAAACAUAUUUUUUGAAAACAUUUCUUGAAAAUCAAAUAAAUUGAUGAUUUAUUGCUUA
Ailuropoda melanoleuca (giant panda) is the source of this 1949-nucleotide messenger RNA. RefSeq names its product arginine and serine rich coiled-coil 1 (gene RSRC1). Gene Ontology annotation, biological process: alternative mRNA splicing, via spliceosome. Gene Ontology annotation, cellular component: nucleus; cytoplasm. The coding region runs from base 461 to 1390 and encodes 309 amino acids. The record is from RefSeq and is a predicted model, not a curated record. NCBI's taxonomy places the organism in Eukaryota, Metazoa, Chordata, Mammalia, Carnivora, Ursidae. The transcript is spliced from 9 exons.